GCGAAUUUGAAGUCUUUUUAAUUUCAGGUGAAUUAUUCAAACCUAUCGGCAACGCAGAAGAAGAAGAUAAAUGGCGAUUUGCAUGUGUUGCGAGUCACAUAUUGUGCCGAAAUCAAUAGUCAAUCCAUGGAUAUCUCCAAGAAGAACAAAACUAGGUUUUGUAACGAUCAGUCCGAAUUCAACCACGAUUCGCCGCUUUCCCUCCACCGUCAGGGCAUCAUCAGCGGUUGAUUCCCCCGAGAGCUCCUCCAAUUUCGCUAAACGUAUGGAACAAGCCUGGCUUAUCUCUCAGCAACCAAGACCUGUUGGGUGUUCAUCGUGCAAUUCUAAUGGUCAUGUUGAAUGCAAGUGGUGUGCGGGUACAGGAUUCUUCAUCCUCGGUGAUAAUAUGCUUUGCCAGGUUCCUUCUAGGAAUACUUCUUGUGUUAUCUGCUCCGGCAAGGGUUCGGCUUGCUGUAGCGAUUGCAAGGGAACUGGGUUUCGUGCCAAGUGGUUGGAAAAGCCUCCAGUGCCAUUGUAGUUUGAUGAAACAAAAGUAAGUUAAGUGUUUUUGGCCUUUAAUGAUUUUUUUAUAUGGAGUACAAAUGCUUACAUUGAUUCAAGUGGAAUAUGAAUACAAUUUUCUUUGUACAUGUACUUGUGUAUAAAUAUAUCAAUGUAUUUUCAUGUUAUUAUUCAUUCCUCUUGUUCUGUCUGUACUACUUGAUGUGAUUUUUCUUUUAAG
Messenger RNA from Eruca vesicaria subsp. sativa (arugula), 724 nucleotides. NCBI's taxonomy places the organism in Eukaryota, Viridiplantae, Streptophyta, Magnoliopsida, Brassicales, Brassicaceae. The record is from the annotation of a GenBank genome assembly.